AUGGUGACAACUUCUUCAUAUUCCAACGUCAACGUAGGACCAGAAGUGUUCAUCAACUUCCGAGGAGAAGAGCUGCGAGAGAAUUUCGUCUCCCAUCUCUAUAAGGCAUUGCGCCAGAGUGGGAUCAAUGCUUUCAUAGACUCUGAUAUGGUUCCGGGCGAUAAACUCAUAACCCUUUUCAAAACAAUCGAGGAGUCCAAGAUAGCGUUGGCGAUUUUAUCGAGCAAGUACACGGCGUCACAAUGGUGUCUGGAGGAGCUGGUGAAGAUAAUGGAAUGUAGCACAAAUGGGGAAGGAUGCAAAAAUCUAGUGGUCAUUCCAAUCUUCUACAAGCUGUCUACAUCUAUCGUCGAUAAGCUUGAAGGUGAAUUUGGUGUUAACCUAUUGAAUGUGUGGAGGGAACCAGGUGGUGCACGAGAGAGCCGGAUUGUGAAGUGGAAUGCGGCUUUGCAGGAUAUGCUGAGCAGAGCGGCUUUGAUAUAUGACGGAAGCAUGUACGAGAAUGCUUUCGUGGCUAGGAUCGUUGAGAAGGUAAAUGAUGCCCGAUCCCUAAUUUGGUCGCAAAGUCAAGCAAACCCUAACUUACAAAAGAGAGGAGUAGAAGAAAUCCCUAACCCUCCAAAAUUCUAUAACAUAGCAUUAAGCAGUGCUGAACCAGGAGAACAACGCCUGAAACAGUUGGAGGAGAAGUUGCAUAUGGACUCAUUGGACUGCAAUGAAGACGAAACUCGUGUUCUUGGAAUUUUCGGGAUGGCUGGUAUCGGCAAAACCUAUCUCGCGAAGAAACUCUUCUUCAAGCUUGAGACGAAGCUUUGCCGUGCCUUGAUUAUUGAGUUCGACUGCGAUAACUCGAAUCAAUUGGAGAAGAGACUCGUGGAAGGUUUAUUGAAGAAAGAUUAUCCCAGUUUAAUAUUCGCUGGUGAGAAUUCACUUGAAGACUGGAAGAAUCUUCUAAUCGAGAAGAAAGUCGUGGUUGUAUUCGAUAACGUUAGUGACAAGAAACAUUUGGAGCCGCUAAUGGGGAACUGUGACUGGAUUAAGAAGGGGAGCAGGAUCGUUAUCACGACACGGGACAAGUCAUUGACCGAGGGAUUAACUGUAUCUGAUCUCUACGAGGUUCCUGGACUGAAUGAGAGAGAGGGUUUAGAGCUCUUCAAGGCUCAAAUCGGCACUACUCUUGAGGGGAACUACCUGGAGCUGUCGAGAAAGUAUGUAGAUUAUACAGGAGGCAACCCAUUAGCUCUUGAGGCAUUCGGUGAGGAGAUUCGUGGGAAAGACGAGGAUCACUGGGAAGCAAGACUUAGAACACUCUCAAAAGUUUCCAGUGAGAAGAUUGGGAAGGUGUUGAGAACCUGUUUCGAUGGACUAAACCAGAAGCAGAAAGAUGCGUUUCUUGAUAUAGCCAUUUUCUUUAGAUCAAAAGAUGAUGACUACAUCAAAAGCUUACUUGAAUCUUUUGACCCUGACACAUCAAAAGCUGGGAAUAAUUUUAGAGAGCUUUUAGACAAGUUCUUGAUUGGCGUAUCGGAUGGCCGAGUAGAGAUGAAUAAUCUACUAUUGACAAUGGCUAUGGAGCUCGUUGAAGCAAGUGGAGGAAAAUAUUUGUUACUUCCAUCAGAUUCUGCAGGAUCUAAUACUGAUGCCCUGAAAAACAAGGAGGUAAGUUUGAGACAACAGGGAAAAGACAAGGUUAGAGGUAUUAUCUUAGACAUGUCUAAUAUGGAGGAGAAGCCCUUAGACAACCAAGCUUUUGUAAGUAUGAGUAGUCUACUCUACCUGAAAGUCUACUACUCCCUCUGUCCUACGCACUCUAAAGCGGGGUGCAAGUUGAACUUACCAGACGGAAUUUACUUCCCAAAAGAUAACAUCCUCAGAUGUCUUGACUGGAUGAGAUUCCCCGGGAAAGAACUUCCAUCAGACUUUGAGCCAAUGAAUCUUAUCGAUCUUAGGUUGCCUUACAGCAAGAUUAAGUGUGUGUGGGACUGUGCUAAGGUAGCACCGAAACUGAAGUGGGUCGAUCUAAGUCACUCCAGUGAGUUAACUUCCAUUUCAAGUCUAUCAGAUGUGCCAAAUCUUUUAAGAUUAAACCUGGAAGGCUGCACGAGUUUGAAGGAGUUACCUGAGGAGAUGAAAAAGAUGAAGAAACUUGUUUUCCUGAACCUAAGAGGAUGCACAAGUCUCUUGUCUCUGCCAAAGAUCACUCUGGAUUCCCUGAAGACUCUCAUUCUCAGUGGCUGCUCAAAGUUCCUGACAUUCCAAGUGAUUUCAGAAAGUCUAGAAACUCUGUACUUAAACGGCACUGCAAUAGAUGGACUUCCUCCAGCCAUUUGUAAUCUCCACAGACUCAACUUCUUGAAUUUGAAAGACUGUGUAAAUCUGGCUACUCUUCCUGAUUGUCUUGGGAAGCUGAAAUCUCUUCAAGAACUAAAACUCUCUCGUUGCUCAAAGCUUGAGGUCUUCCCCGAUGUUAAGGAGAUCAUGGAAAGCUUGCGGGUAUUACUGCUUGAUGGAACAUCAAUAACGGAGAUGCCAAGUAGUGUUAUCUACUUAUCCUCCCUGCGGCGUCUAUGCUUAAGCAGGAAUGACAAAAUAAGCAGCCUAAAAUUUGACAUGGGUCACAUGUACCAUCUGAAGUGGCUCGAGUUGAAGUAUUGUACUAAUCUCACAUCUCUUCCGAGACUUCCACCUAAUCUUCAGUGCUUAAAUGCACAUGGCUGCACUUCGCUAAGGACAGUCGCCAGUCCCCUAGACCUUCUGAUGUCGACCGAGCAGAUUCAUUACACCUUCAUUUUCACUAAUUGUCAUGAAAUGGAACAAGGCUCAAAGAAUGAUAUCAUAUCUUAUAUCCAAAAGAAAAGCGAGUUGAUGUCAGAUGAUCGAUAUAAUCAGGAUUUUGUUUUCAAAGCCUUGAUCAGUACUUGCUUUCCUGGAUGUGACAUACCCGCAUGGUUCAACCACCAAGCAUUGGGAUCAAUCUUAAAGAUGGAGCUUCCUAAAGAUUGUAAUACAGGCAGAUUUGUCGGGGUAGCUCUAUCUGUUGUAGUCUCGUUUAAGGAGUACAAACAACAAAACAACAGUACUCUCCAAGUGAAAUGCACUUGUGAGUUCACUAACGCAUCCUUGAGCCCGGAAAGUUUCAUAGUUGGCGGUUGGUCGGAACCAGGGGAGGAGCCACAUAUGGUUGAGUCGGACCAUGUAUUCAUUGGCUACACCACAUGGUUCAAUAUCAAGAAACGUCAACAGCUUUCAUCAGCUAAUGAAAUUUUCCUUAGAUUUGAAGUGACAAAUGGUACAAGUGCGGUUGCAGAGUGCGAGGUGAUGAAGUCUGGCUUCUCUUUGGUUUAUGAGGUUGAAGUAGCUGAGCAUACAUCUUGGGAGGCAACUUCAAAGUUGGAGAAAAGAAUCUCUUAUAAAGAAGAUGGUUACCCAAGCGCUACUCCAACCAAAGCUGACUCUAAAAGGUUUGAUAGUAUCUUAAACAUAUUUAGAAAAGCACAAUGA
Messenger RNA from Brassica oleracea var. oleracea, 3501 nucleotides. Its product is annotated as disease resistance-like protein CSA1. NCBI's taxonomy places the organism in Eukaryota, Viridiplantae, Streptophyta, Magnoliopsida, Brassicales, Brassicaceae. The coding region runs from base 1 to 3501 and encodes 1166 amino acids. The record is from RefSeq and is a predicted model, not a curated record. Gene Ontology annotation, biological process: signal transduction; defense response. The transcript has 5 exons. Gene Ontology annotation, molecular function: ADP binding.